This is a messenger RNA of Lacerta agilis (Sand lizard), 3977 nucleotides long. It is a transcript of the gene PHEX, whose product is annotated as phosphate regulating endopeptidase homolog X-linked. Gene Ontology annotation, molecular function: metalloendopeptidase activity. Gene Ontology annotation, biological process: protein processing. The record is from RefSeq and is a predicted model, not a curated record. Gene Ontology annotation, cellular component: plasma membrane. Lineage: Eukaryota; Metazoa; Chordata; Lepidosauria; Squamata; Lacertidae.
UUUCAUUCUUUAAAAUGUGAAAUCUAUAUAUUUGGAUCCCAAACACAGGGAUUUCACAUUUUAAAAGGUUCCAUCUGAUUAAAACUGAUUCUAGAAGACCAGAUCCACUCCAGAGUUAGAGCAUAUAUGCACAAUGCCUUCCUCAUGGACCAAACCCAGUUAUUUAAUGUUUCUCACUCUCGCAGCCUGCCUGCCUGCCUGCUGCUCAUCUCAGCUUUCCUCCUCAAAACGAAGGACUAUGUUUGGAUAGAGCUUACAAAAGCACCACAGUCCCCGAAAUAUAACUUUCCCAUGUCUUUAAAACCCUUCUGUAGGCUGUUUUAAUAACUGCUUUGCCUUCACUUAAGCAUGACUCUGAUGCUUGGCACUUUGUGUCAUACACAAACAUCCCAAAAUAAAAAUGCUACAAGAUAUCCCAGGAACUCCUCGGGAGCUUUAAAAAGAGAUUUGUGCUUGGGGACCAGAUGUCUUUUCUUCAAUGAAGACAAAUGGUGCGACUAGGCUGAAAAGGAACCACCAUCAGCACAUACAGUAAUGAGAUUUCUUAAAUAGGUGCAAGGAAACAUUCCUGUCAACGUAGUGCCUGCAAAACUUUGUCAGAUGUCCAGUUCCUGAUUGGAAGAUUUUUUUUUAAUGUUUUAAUUGCUGGAAGUUGGAAUAGUUAAACCGUCUGUUUGGGCAACGUUGUGAAAUGUUUGUUUAUGUCCUGAACUGCUGAUAAAAGUGGUCUGCUUGCAAACAGCGAGUGCAAUAAAUUAAAUUGUCCCUGCCUGUCUUUCCAAGUCUUGGUCAGAGAAGAAACUCAAGGCUGCAUUUUAUGUGGUUCUCCUCCUUACCCCCACCCCAUUUUGGAAAGAGUGAGAGACUUGGAAAUGUGUCCUGACAGUAACAUUGCUUAUACGAAAUAAGAGCGAUUGGGGAAAGGGCACCUAUGGAUGGGACUUCUCUGUGAAUGAACAGGAAACAGUAGAAAGAAAAGCAGACCUUCUUUCAGAGAGCUUUGCAAGUCCAACGUGAUGGAAGGCGAGGCAGCAGGGGGUUCGAUGCCAGCCGGCAAGAAAGCAGCCAGCAAACCGAUGCGGAUAGCCCUUGGCGUGUUCGUGACCAGCACGGUCGCACUUGGCACUGCGCUUUUCCUGGUGAACCAGAAAUCUUAAAAUUUUCAUCCUAAGCAACAAUACUGCUUGACUUCUGAAUGCAUUGAAGCUGCUGCUGCAAUCAGAAGCAAACUAAAUACAUCUGUGGAUCCCUGUGAUGAUUUUUUUCGGUUUGCCUGUGAAGGGUGGAUACAGAAUAACCCAAUUCCUGAAGAUUCAUCAAAUUAUGGAAUCUAUCCAUGGCUGAGGCAUAAUGUGGACCUUAAGUUGAAAGCUCUCCUUGAGAAACCUCUUAGCAAAAGGCGAGACAGUGAAGCUGUACAGAAGGCUAAGAUUCUUUAUUCUUCGUGUAUGAAUGAGAAUAAGAAUAGAGAAAACUGAUGCAAGCCUCUUUUGAGCAUGCUGAAACAUUCUCCGUUCCGCUGGCCUGUCCUGGAAUCGAACAUUGGGCCUGAUGGAUUGUGGUCAGAAAGGAAGUUCAGCAUGCUACAGACCCUGGCUACUCUUCGUGGCCAAUAUAGCAGUUCUGUUUUCAUCCGAAUGUAUGUGGCUUCUGAUGAUAAGAACUCUAAUGAGCACAUCAUAAAGCUAGACCAAGCAUCUCUGUCUCUGUCAGCACGAGAAGACUACCUGGAAAACACCACAGAAGCUAAAUCCUACAGAGAAGCCCUGUUCCAGUUCUUGGUGGAUACAGCAGUGCUUCUGGGGGCCAAUGCUUCACGUGCAGAGUUGGACAUGAAGUCUGUAUUGAAACUAGAAGUUAAAAUUGCUGAGAUAAUGAUUCCACAUGAGAAUCGAACUAGUGAAUCUAUGUACAACAAAAUGAACAUAUCGGAACUCAGCACCCUGAUCCCUCAGUUUGACUGGCUGGCAUAUAUUAAGAAGGUGAUCGACACCAAGCUUUAUCCUGAACUUAAGGACAUAGAUGCUUCAGAAAAUGUCAUUGUUCGUGUGCCCCAGUACUUCAAGGAUUUGUUCAGGAUACUAGAAAGGGAAAGAAAAAGUAAGGAUUUCUAAUUUGCUUUGACUAUUGCCAACUAUCUGGUAUGGAGAAUGGUUUAUUCGAGAAUAUUUAACCUCAGCCGACGCUUUCAGUAUAGGUGGUUGGAGUUUUCAAGGGUAAUCCAGGGGACAACCUCCUUACUGCCUCAGUGGGAUAAAUGUGUAAACUUCGUGGAAAGUGCUCUCCCUUAUGUUUCUGGAAGAAUGUUUGUAGAUCUGCACUUCCAAGAAGACAAGAGGGAUAUGAUGGCAGAAUUGACUGAAGGGAUUCGUUGGGCCUUUAUGGACAUGCUGGAGAAUGAAAACACCUGGAUGGAUUUGGGAACAAAGAGAAAAGCGAUUGAAAAGGCAAAAGCAGUUUUGGCUAAAGUGGGUUACCCCGAGUUCAUAAUGAAUGAUACAUAUAUUUCUGAAGGCAUCAAAACAAUGAAGUUUUUAGAAACGGACUAUUUUGGCAACGUGCUUCAGACCCGCAAGCAGGCAGCGCAGUCCGAUUUCUACUGGCUGAGAAAAGAGGUUCCAAAAACAGAGUGGUUUACAAGUCCAACUACGGUCAAUGCCUUUUACAGUUCAUCGACAAAUCAGAUCAGAUUCCCAGCAGGAGAGCUCCAGAAGCCAUUCUUUUGGGGAAAAGAAUAUCCCAGGUCUUUAAGCUACGGUGCCAUUGGAGUAAUUGUUGGGCAUGAGUUUACCCAUGGAUUUGAUAAUAACGGCCGCAAAUACGACAAAAAUGGAAAUUUGGAUCCCUGGUGGUCUUUGGACUCUGAAGAGCAAUUUAAAGAGAAAACAAAAUGUAUGGUCAAUCAGUACAACAGCUAUUAUUGGAAGAAAGCGGGCUUGAAUGUCAAAGGAAAGAGGACUUUGGCAGAAAACAUUGCAGAUAAUGGAGGUUUGCGAGAGGCUUUCAGGGCCUAUAGGAAGUGGAUCAAAGAAAAGAGACAAGGAGAGGAAGAGGCCCUAUUACCAGGCAUUGACUUCACCCACAAUCAGCUCUUCUUUCUAAGUUAUGCUCACGUGAGAUGCAAUGCCUUUAGACCAGAAGGUGCCAGAGAGCAAAUCUACACUGGAGCCCACAGCCCUCCUCAGUUCAGAGUUAUUGGUGCUAUGAGUAAUUUUGAGGAGUUCCAGAAAGCUUUCAACUGCCCAGAAACAACAACAAUGAAUCGAGGUGGAGACUCCUGUCGGGUUUGGUAGCGAUCUCUCCAGUGUCCUAUGCUGAAGAAGUCACUUGCUGGAAUCACUCCCUCAUUGGGACACUUCCAAACUGUUAAUGAGCUACCGCUGCUUCAGAACAGCCUUGGCCAACCAGGGACCAGAUUUGUUGUUUUGGGUGCCCUGAUAUCUGUGGGUGACCUGCCCAGAUCUACUAUUUAAUUGCUUGUUCAGGAUAUAGAAACUAUUCAAAAUAUAGAGUAUAAAAAGGGCAGCUCUUUUCAGAGAAAUGUAUGCAGAUCGAUUGUUUCUUAUGGGUUAUUUUCAUAAAUACAUUCUACUCUGUGAUUUAAGCAGGUUUAUCUCUAUGUAUCUUUAUUCUGAAGCUUGUCCCACUACUGUAUAUUCAUUGGGCUUUACUCACAUGUAAGUGUAGUCAUAUUGCAGGCUUAAGUUAACAAGGUUUAAAUGGCGCACUUGUGCUUUACAGAAGACCAAAGUGGACAAACUUGGUGUGGUGGCCAUGAUGCUUUUUUAAGUGGAGGAAAAACAUCCAAAACUUCCUGUCACAUAUCUUUUCUAUUAUUUUUUCCCCUUGAUCAAAAAUAACUGAGAAUUUGAGGUAAAGGAAGAGAAGAUUAAAAUGUGGCUGCUUUAUCCUUUCCUACUCUGCUGUUUUUCCUGUUCAAAAUUCCACUAACCCUCUGAGGUGUUUCUUCCCUGGUG